This is a messenger RNA of Nanorana parkeri, 1161 nucleotides long. It is a transcript of the gene SLBP, whose product is annotated as stem-loop binding protein. The coding region runs from base 134 to 895 and encodes 253 amino acids. Gene Ontology annotation, cellular component: cytoplasm; histone pre-mRNA 3'end processing complex. Gene Ontology annotation, molecular function: histone pre-mRNA stem-loop binding; mRNA binding. The record is from RefSeq and is a predicted model, not a curated record. The transcript is spliced from 8 exons. Gene Ontology annotation, biological process: mRNA 3'-end processing by stem-loop binding and cleavage; mRNA transport. Lineage: Eukaryota; Metazoa; Chordata; Amphibia; Anura; Dicroglossidae.
UACAAACACCCCUCACACGCAGCCGUGGGGCGUGCCAGUGGCGCGAGUCGGUUUAAGGUUUGUGGGAUGUGGCGCGCUUGCCUCAGUAGGCGGAGAGCGGCGGAAGGAGAAGAGUGGAGUGGGAAUUGCAGUCAUGUCUCAUCACUGGAACACCCGCACUGAAGAACGCAGACCUCAACCACCAUCUCGCUGGUCUCAGGGACGCAAACGCCGCUCCGAUGGUAACCUUAGACGACGUGAUGACGACGACUCCACUGUUUUUGAUGAAAAGCCUCCCCAAGAGUGUAGCAAGCGCCCUGACAGCUUCACCACCCCAGAAACCCACAGGCCUGUGUCAAGAUGUAAGGACUGGGGAUCGACAGUGGAGGAAGAAGAAACAUUGAAAGAAACUGUGGAAAAAGAUUUGGCCAGGUACAGAAGAAAGCUGCUUAUUAAUGAGUUUGGGCCAAGGGAAAGAAGAUCGUCUUCUGGAAGCUCUGAUUCAAAGGAUUCCUCCACUCAUGGUGAAAUGGAAACAGACUCUUCUGUUCUGGCCAGAAGACAGAAGCAGAUAAAUUAUGGAAAAAACACCAUCGCCUAUGACAAAUACACAAAAGAAAUUCCGAGACACAUGAGGCAGCAAGGAGUUCAUCCUCGGACCCCUAACAAAUUUAAGAAAUACAGCCGCAGGUCAUGGGACCAACAAAUCAAGAUUUGGAGAAUUGCUCUACAUGCUUGGGAUCCUCCUGCUGAAGAAGGAAGUGAACUGCAGCCAUUCAAUGAAGAAGACAUGACCCCCUCGGAAUCUAUAGCUGAUGACAUUUUGUUUGAAGGCACCCCAACCAAGGUCAGGAAAGUUGAAGCGGUGGAUGAAUUCGACCUGGAAAUGUGCUUGGGCGAACAGUAUUUGAGUUAAAUGUCUUUUUUCCACGUUCCUUCCCUCCAGCAGUGCACUGUACAUUGGAUCUUUUAUCUGCUCUCCGAGGGUGGAGGGUUUCCUUUGCUGUUCUGCAGACCCAAAGGACUUGUUGGCCACAUACAAAUGUGUACAUGAUACUGGCAGCUACAUUUUAUAGAAGCACUUGAUGCUGGAACAGCAGAGCUGUCGGCCAAUUUACUGGAAAUGUGCUACUAUUGUGCUGGAUUCACACAGGUUUAAUGCAAUACUUUCUGCUAGAACAU